This is a messenger RNA of Podospora pseudocomata, 3867 nucleotides long. RefSeq lists its product as uncharacterized. The record is from RefSeq and is a predicted model, not a curated record. Bases 2313 to 2696 code for a protein of 127 amino acids. Gene Ontology annotation, biological process: negative regulation of apoptotic process; protein stabilization. NCBI's taxonomy places the organism in Eukaryota, Fungi, Ascomycota, Sordariomycetes, Sordariales, Podosporaceae. The transcript is spliced from 3 exons.
AUCAAAAGUAACAAAAGCAGUUGAUCUGACAAUCGCCGUAAAUGAGGACUUGCCAUAUAGGAAAGGGACAUGGAGGUGGCAAAUCAGUUGACUAUGCAUCGAAGGUAUUGAAGAUAUCCAAGACAGAUAUCUUCAAAGUAACCCGUAAGCCUCAAAAUAUUGUCAACGUACCUCAAAAGACAGUUCUAACAAGCAUAUAACGAGAAACAAUUGCCGAAUUACCACUAACCCCCUAACUUUUCUUUUGAACCCCCAAUCCCAGACCAAAACCCACUCUUACGCCCUCUUCUCCUUCCUCUCACACCUAUAAUGAUCCGCCACCAAAAACGCCAACUCCAACGCCUGCUUCUCAUUCAACCUUGGAUCGCAAAAGCUCGUGUAAUUCGUCGACAAGUCAUCCUCAUCCAGCCCCUCACUACCCCCCAAACACUCCGUCACCGCAUCCCCCGUAAGCUCCAGGUGAACACCCCCCAGAUAACUCCCCUGCUCCUUGUGAAUCCUCAACGUCUGCUGCAGCUCGCUAAAGAUGUUGCUGAACCUCCUCGUCUUAAUCCCCCCGCUGACAGACUGCGUGUUGCCGUGCAUGGGGUCGCACUGCCAAACAACCGUCUGCUUGUACUCCGAGUCCUCCACCGCUCGGAUGUGCGCGGGGAGCAGGUCGGCGACCUUGGAGGCGCCGUAGCGGGUGAUGAGCGUGAUCUUGCCUGGUUCGCGGUCCGGGUUGAGAGUGCGGAGCAUGUCCAGCAGGUCGGAGGCGGGGGUGGUAGGUCCGAUUUUGACGCCGAGGGGGUUGGCGAUGCCGCGGAAGAACUCGACGUGGGCGUGGUCGAGCUGGCGGGUGCGGUCGCCGAUCCAGAGGAAGUGGGCUGAUGUGUCGUAGUACUCCUUUUUGCUGGGGGUGCCGGGAGCGGAAGGGGUGUCGAGGAGACGGGUGAGGGAUUGCUCGUAUUCCAGCAACAGACCCUCAUGGGAGGUGAAGAGAUCGACGGUAUCGAGAUUGUGGGACUUGUCGGCACCGAUGGUCUGCAUGAAGCGGAGCAUGUCCGUAAGGAAGUCGACAGCUUCUUGGUAUUUGGCCUUCAGUGCGGGAUCACGGACGUGGCCGAGACCCCAGUCCAGAGGGCGAUGCAGGUCCGCAAUGCCAGAAGAGAUGGCAGCACGAAUGUAGUUCAGCGUGGCAGCCGAGUGGUGGUAAGCCCUGCGGUAAGCAUUAGCAUCGACUUGCGAGAGUGGCAGGGAAAGGUGAGUCUUACUUGACCAAGCGGUUAGGGUCCAGCUCUCUCUCAUCAACACUGAACCCAUUCAGGAUAUCACCCCUGAACGAAGGAACCUCCCUCCCAUCAACCAUCUCCAUCGGACUCGACCGCGGCUUCGCAUACUGCCCAGCCAUACGCCCAAUCCGCACAACCCUCUUGUCAGCACCCCAAAUCAGCACAAGACUCAUCUGCAAAAGCAGCUUGAUCUUGCUCUCAAUAACAUCCUGCUGGCAGUAGUCAAACAGCUCAGCACAGUCACCACCCUGCAGCAAGAACGCCUUGCCCUGAGCCACAUCCCUAAGGUGCUCCUUGAGCUUGACAAUCUCCCUCGGGUGGACGAUGGGGGGCAACUUCUUGAGCUCAGCCAGAGACUUCUGAAGGGCCUUUUGGUCGGGGUACUGGGGGCAUUGCUUGACGGGUUUUGACCUCCACGAGUCGGGAGUCCACUGUGGUGUUGAGCUCAUCUCGCCGCGGGGUUUGAGUGGUGAGCGAGUAUGAAGUGCCGUAUAGUUAAUGCUUCUCGAAACCUUCUUUUUUUUGGCCCCACCACCAAAAACCGUCCGUUGUCAAACGAACAAAAAAAGACCGCCGCCGUUGGAGUCGAAUAUCCAGGAAGAAUAAACCCAAAAGUUGUGUGGGAAUAUAUACCCAAAGAACCUUCCACGUAGACCAAAAAAAAUCCGUGUUGCCCUUUCUCAGCUCAUCCCCAAAAGUUGAAUUGACUCAUCCCCCUCCCCGAAACCGAAAUCUGACCUGUUCUGUGCUCUCAAAACCCAAGAAUGAUCGUCACAAGGGUACCAGGGUCUGCUCCGUUCCUAACAAAGAAAAACCCCCCCACUCCCAAAAUCGACCAAUCACCCCCCCUCCCCCCUCUGAAUAAGAGCGGAUCCCCUAACCCCCCAAUCCAGCCUAGCGCCCCUCAACCUCCAAAAGCUGCCCCUCAACCCCACAUUGCUUAAUCCAUCCUGUCCGACAUCAACACCAUCAACACCAUCACCACCAAACUCUCCCGUUAUAUGCCCAUCCCCAACCUACCACCUCCCAAUUCCCCCAAAGAUGGCCGAACCCCAACCCCCCACAAUCCACGAAGGCGCAACAGACGACAUCGAAACAACAACCUCCAAACCCGCCGCCUCAGCCGAAGACCGCAAAGCAGCCGCCGCCCUCUCCAACCUCGACUCCAACAACACCACCGACAACACCUCCACCCAAGUCGACCAAGCAGCCGCGACCAACGCCCUGAACUCUGUCUCGGCCGUCUCGGAGAAGAAGCCCCCCGUCGAGGCGUCGGCCAAGAGCAAAGUCAAGGUUGAUGCGGCCGACGUCUCGCUUUUGGUCGCCGAAUUCGAGGUCAGCAAGGCCAGGGCAACAGAAUUGCUCAGGCAGAACGACGGUGAUGCCGUCAAGACGAUUAGGGCGUUUUUGCAGCCCGCUUUUUGAAGCUGGUAUAGCUCAGGGGAGAGAUGGAAAAGGUAUAUAAAAUAUAAAAUGGCGAGAGAGUAAAUGGUAGAUCAGAGGUUCAUGGAUAGACUGGCUUUCUACUUAGCACACAGCGCUUGAUACCAAACAGUCACAAACAAAUCUUGUAUGGAUCCGAGAGUUUUACAAGAAUGUUUUGGCUAAGCUGUCGACCAUAUCUCGAGUAACAUGCCAUGUCCCCGGCAGAAAGCUGCCUAGUUGUACAAACAAAACUCAUCGCAAAUUCAAACACGCCAACAGAAUGCAAAGGCCUACACAUUCAGAAAGCAACGAACCCGAUGAAACAUGAAAUCCCCCCAUAUGUCCAGUGUGUCCCCGAUUCAAGAUCCCAUGAAACAGGAGGAAUAAUCUGGUUCUGGGCCCUAACAGGACCGUGAACGACAAGAACAAGCAAGAGGAAGAAAUUAACGAAAAACACAACGGCACAUAACCAGCAGAAAACACCGCCACGUCGCAAACUGAAAUGAAUACAGCGCUUGUUUGCGAUCCCUAACAAAAGAGACAAAAUAUGUCCGUGUUGGUUCCAUACCAUCCUUUUCCCCGCCAAAUCCUUCCCUAUUCCCCCCAAAUAAAUGCCCAAACACCCAACUCUCAACCUGUGGUUGCAAUCCCAUAUCCAUGGCCUUCCUCCGGAUAUAAAAUGACUCUGUCCAGACCUGUUGCUGAAACCGCUGCUGGUUCAAGGAAAAUGAAAAACGGGAGCCGAUAGGAGCCGAACGUAACUGACAUGGCGCCCUUGUGUCGUCUCAGGAGGCCGACAAUAAAAUGUUGACAAAUAACAGCUGCUGGAUAUUGUGUACCGAUCGACAGGGGAAUGCGAAAAAGCGAGAAAUGCUGAAAAGAAACUCCGGCCGACUGAUCAUAUGAGAGCAGGGCUUCACAAGUCGAUAGCCCGACCUCUCCUGACAUCUCGAAAACGUUGCUGUACACCUCCCAUAAACUCCACCAUGUUCAUCAUAGCGCCACCGCAGAUACAGCCUCCAAAAUCCGCAAAACAACUCCAAAAUCACCUUGUUGCCAGACAUGUGCCUCGAGUUAGCUCAAACAAAAGGCCAUCCACCUCACAAAGCUACCAGCUUCGCUGUCACAAAAAUCCUCCUUCUUUCCAUGACACUCAUGCCAAAGAUGACGA